Molecule: messenger RNA, 4116 nt
Organism: Neofelis nebulosa (Clouded leopard)
Lineage: Eukaryota; Metazoa; Chordata; Mammalia; Carnivora; Felidae
Gene: SHLD1
Product: shieldin complex subunit 1
Exons: 4
Coding region: 1283-1903 (206 amino acids)
Biological process (GO): negative regulation of double-strand break repair via homologous recombination; positive regulation of isotype switching; positive regulation of double-strand break repair via nonhomologous end joining
Cellular component (GO): site of double-strand break
Source: RefSeq, a predicted model, not a curated record
UGUGUGAAGAGACAGGAUGUUCUUGCUUCUUUGGGAACCUUGAUCCCUCUGCUUCUUUCAGAAGCAAUCAGCUGCUUGCUCUCUUGGCUCACUCUCUGCAUGGGUGAAUGUCCACAACAGCAUGCGACCGUUGUCCUCAAACAAGAAGAAUCUUGCCAGGCUUCUCUGUUGAUAUGUUUUUAUACACACCCUAUCUUUGCCUGAUAGGGUGGUCCUUUGGGCUGUGCAGACACAGGAGGCUGGGAGGUCUGGGAGGUGGGUUCAUUCCAGAUUGGCAUUUUCUAGAUGAAGUUUCUUUGGGCAAGUUACUCGACUUCUCUCUGUGUCUGACUGUCUGAUUGUAAAUGAGGGUCGUGGUAGGAUUGCCUGCUUCAUGGGGCUAUUGCCGAUGAAGCUCUUCACACAGUGUUUGGCACCCAACAAGCACUGGAUAAAUGUUAUCUACCCUUAUUAUUAUACUGUUCCUGUUAUUCUGAAAUUGCUUGUUUCAUUCAAACAUAUGUCUUUGAGAUCUUUCAGGUUCCAACUGUCAUCUUAACAGCUGUACAGUAUUCCAUAAUUUGGAAUACCACCCCCUCCGAAAACUAUUCCUUCUCUAACGCAGCUAGAUAAAGCAACCCAGUCAUUAAAGCUGCCAUUCCUCAUUGACUCUCUUUCUCUUUAGCCCCUUUACCUGUUCAGUGAUGAAGUUCUACUCUCAUUUUAGUUCCUACAUAUGUUCUUAAUCUGCCCCCUGCUCUUGAUUACCCUACCCUAGUUCACAUGCUCCUUGUCUCUCACCAGGACCAUGGCAGCUGAAUGAAUUCCUGUUGCUUCUAAGAUUGCUGGCCACUGGGCUGAAGCCCUAUAAAGUCAUCUCCCAUCCAGCUGCCAAAUCUGCAGAUCUGACCGUGUAAACUCCUCUGCAUGGCACGUGGUGGCCCACGGCAGUCAUGACGCGUGGUGUUGGCUACAAUAUGAUUUAUUGAUGACAGAAAUUUAUGAGGCAGAGAGUUGCAGAGGGUUUAGGCUCUCCCCAGGCCCGUAGUUAUUUUAUAGAGAGGUGGGCAGAGCUGAAUGCACUGUAAAGAACCUUCCAAUAGAGAAUCCAGUACCCACAAGAACACCAAUGUGACAAGAAAUGUCCAAGUGAUGAACCCAAUAAAGCACUUUUGUGGUCUCGAAAGCUCAGCCGGAGCGUUUGUGCAUCCAAGUGGCUAUCAACAGCCAAGCCUCACUGUCCUUUCCAGAGCUGGGAACAGAAGAGCCCCACGGCCAUCCAGCUGAAACCACAAGCAGGACUAUGGCGACCCAGGAAGCCACUCCAGGCAGCCAGUCCGAGGAGAGCAGUGCCUUGGAUUUGCCAACAGUUUAUGACAUAAGAGAUUAUGUGCUGCAGAGACCCCACCAAGAGGCCGACAGUGAGGCUUUUAGUUCUGUAGAAGCCCUUUCUAGUCCUUGCUCUUCUGAUGCAGAUCCAGAUACCAGCAACCUAAAUUCCGAACAAAAUGAUUCCUGGACCUCUGAGAACUUCUGGCUGGACCCUUCUGUGAAGGGACAGGUGAAGACCAAGGCAGAGGAUGAUGGGCUUAGGAAAUCCCUGGAUAGAUUCUAUGAAGUGUUUGGCUGUCCACAGCCGGCCUCUGGAAAUGCACUCUCCGCAGCAGUCUGCCAGUGCCUGUCUCAGAAAAUCAACGAACUGAAGGGCCAGGAGAGCCGAAAGUAUGCCCUCCGCAGUUUCCAAAUGGCCCGGGUCAUCUUCAACCGGGAUGGCUGCUCGGUCUUACAGAGGCAUUCCAGGGAUGUCCACUUCUACCCGUCGGGAGAAGGAAGUGUGUCUCUGGAUGAUGAAAAGCCAACCCCGGGACUUUCAAAAGAUAUCAUUCAUUUCCUCUUGCAGCAGAAUGUGAUGAAAGACCUCUAAGUAGUGCCUGGUGGUAAGAGCAGGCAGUGUGGAGGGUGGUCCGGUGGCCAACGCUGUUAGUGCACACCCACUUCCCCUCCAGCCCCUCUUGCCGGCUCUGUGUGUCCAGCCCCCUGUGUGUCUGGCCCCUGUGUCCACACCACCUCCCACCCCACCCUACCACUCCCUUUGACUUAAGGCCAGUGACUGACUGAUUGUGGAGCCCAGAAGCACAUCUUCCUUGCCCCAAGGAAGGAAGGACAUGCUCUGAGGCAUAAAUUAUUCUCCAGAGCUCCCCUCUGGAUCAGGCCAAGACUGGGACUUCACACGAAAUCACUCCCUCGCUCAGCACCUGCCGUUUCCCUGUCCUCCCAUUCAUCUACUGGUGUCUCCCAGGGGCCUUUCCUUAAUAUAUCUCUUGUACCUGGAUCCUUGACUCAGAAUCUACUUCUGGGAGAACCCAACCUAAGGGAACAGGCUUUCUUUGUUACAUGAGUUUUUUAAAGGAUUUAAAGCUCUGCGCCAAAGCAAGUAUAAGAAUUGUACCAAGUUGUAGAACUGAGACCAUGUGACUGCGCAUGUAUUUCCCAAAAUAACAUAAAGAUUUAAAUACGGUUCCCAAAAGUGCAUCACAUCUUCCUCAUACCCUUGCCUCUCCAAAGCCAGAAUUCCCUGUUUUGUCAUUCUAACAGGGUGUGGAAGGAACAUUUGGAUCAUCUAAAAUAAGAGCUAAGAUUUGCAAAUUAAAAGAAGGGGGGGGCGGGGCUCUCGGUCUCCACCAGAUUGGCAGUGUGGAAGGUGUGAAGAAAACAAAUGUGCGCCACCUACCGAAGGACGCGCCGCGAGGCUGACGGGACGCGGCCUUGGCAGUUUGUGGUGGAAGAGAGUAAGGAAUCCUUUGCCCAGGUGGACUCCUCCCUGUCAUUUUUGCCUUCUGCCUGUACCCUCUGUCACCCUCUGAACAGUUGGCCCCUCACCCCUGUCCCGUCCUUGCUCCGCCAGGGAGUGGCUAUAAAUAGCCAGCGCGGCUUGCGCCGGCAGAGGCCCUGCUCCACGGCCGUGUCCUGAAACCCCCUUUGAGACUUGGGUGGUAGAAUGACGUCACCUGGCACCGAGCUCUUGGAAGCUGUAACUGGAGGCCUCGUGCUAAUCCCUGCCUCGACAGCCCUUCAAAUAAAUUACGUUGGCAGAAAGAGGGCUAUCGUUUGUUUGGGGGAACAACAAGAUGAGGCUGGCAACACUGUGCAGUUAGAUUUUGAGAAACUCGAGGUGAAAUUUCAUUGGCCUAAGGCUCCAUAAGCUUGCCAGAAAGCGGAGUUUGCAAACGGAUCGGCCUCGAGGCGCGCAUGAAGUGAGUGAGCCCUCUCAGGCAGGUCUCUUGGGGACUCUCCGAGCAAGAGUGGGGAUUUUGCUUGAAAGGUCAGGGAUUACAUACCAAGGCUUCCAGUGCCGGGAAGAGCAGAGGUAAGAAACAGUGUUUCACACUGCAGUGCAGAAGCCCCUUGGAAGAGACCUAAAUGAUAGGAACUAGGAAAUGGGGAGGUCUUUGAGAGAUACUGAAGGAAACAAUACUCUGCGUUUUCCUCUGACAAGCAAUCAUGUGAGUCUUUCCCCAGGAGCUUCUCCUGUGCAACACCCCCAAAUUACUCGUAAACCAGUGGGCCUUACAAUUGAAAAUGUGCAGGUUGAAUUUUAAGGUCCGUAGUUUUAUUGUUUUUUAAGGUAGAGCAAAUUAAUAGACGCAGCUGAAGAAUGCUGUAGAUUUCAGAAUUAUUCAUUCACUGAAAGGAAUAUUGGAGAUUAGUUUCCAUGGCCACCAACAGAAGGAAACUGGAUUAUUUUAUACUGUUUUUAUAACACAGAAGAUGGAAGCUAUUCCAAUCUCCAUGCCGGAAGCAGCCGUUUCUGUUUGGCACCGAGAUUUUAGUAUUGGUAAUUUUGUAACCUUUAUUAUCAUCAGUGCUGAGGGUGCUCAGUAAAAAGAGGUAGAUCCUGAAACCAGAGCAUUUAGAAACCUGGAAGCCAGAAUCACCUUAGGGUGAAGGAAAAAAAAAAAAAAAAAGAGUGUGGUGUGUGUUUGCUUGUAUCUGAGUAAGUGCUUGUGACAGGUCAGUACAAGAUAUUUGAUUCCCUGCAGUCUCGCUCUCUAAUUUGAUCUUCUUCACAACGUUGGGAUGGCAUUUUCCAUUUAUCCCUGUUUACCUUUAAUAAAGACUAAGAGAUAAGCGUGUUAA